UGUUGCUGCACGACGGGUGCAUCUUAGUUGGCCAUGAAGACCCCGGCACAGCGCCUGCACCUUCUCCCACUGUUGUUGCUGCUUUGUGGUGAGUGUGCCCAAGUAUGCGGCUGCAACGAGACAGGGAUGCUGGAGAGGCUGCCCCGCUGUGGGAAAGCCUUCGCUGAAAUGAUGCGGAAGGUGGCUGUCUGGAAGUGGUGCAACCUGUCGGAGUUCAUCGUGUACUAUGAAAGCUUCACUAACUGCACGGAGAUGGAGACCCAUGUCGUGGGCUGCUACUGGCCCAACCCGCUGGCCCAGAGCUUCAUCACUGGUAUCCACAGGCAGUUCUUUGCCAACUGCACGGUGGACAGGACCCACUGGGAAGACCCCCCGGAUGAAGUACUCAUCCCACUGAUCGCAGUUCCUGUUGUGCUGACUGUGGCUAUGGCCGGCCUGGUGGUGUGGCGCAGCAAGCACACUGACCGGCUGCAGUGAGGGUCUGCCGGAUGGAAGGCCGUGCGACAAUGUUGCUCAGAGCUCUGAGAGCAGGCAGACUCGGCUUCUGUCUGGUCUGCUUUGGCCACACCCUCCCUGGCCAUGCCAAAGUCCCCCUGACCAGGCUGGUGUGGCCCUUGCUGUCUAGCCUGCCACCUGCUGGGGUUCAGACUGUCCAUACAAGUACUUUGCUCUUUCUUGGGCUGGUGGAAGAAAGUGACAAAUCCCAAGUUUGUGGACCAGGUGUGGAAAUCAACUGUUGCUGAGCCCUGCUCUCCCCAGGCUCCGUUCCCUAGUUUCUAGCUGUUUCUUGGCAGAGUCUAGCUCAGCCUGAACCCCAGCCCACGUCCUGACCCAUUUCUAGCCCUGACCCGACCCCUGCUACACUUGGGCAGAGAGGGCCGGCAAGGUCAUCUGGAAGAUGUGGAAUCCGCAGCUCUUCUGUCUGAGAGACUGAGCACAUCCUUUGUUGGACAUGAAGGGAUAGCCUGGGGUCAUUAAGAGCCACAUGUGACCUACUGACCUACUUGCCUAUCUUCUCUGUGAUCUGUCAUGAUUCUGUGUCCAGUAUGGGCUGGGGCCGUGGUUUGUUUAGCCCUUCAAAGACACCUACCCUGCAGGUAGAGCGUGAACCUCCUUCUUGAGGGGCAUUCCUGGGAGUGGGGAACGUUCUGAGUGUGCUCAGGGGUUCUGUCUGCUGAUGUCAGUUCUUUUUGAUUAAAGUGUCUCCUUACAUGUG
This is a messenger RNA of Mus pahari (shrew mouse), 1216 nucleotides long. It is a transcript of the gene Ramp3, whose product is annotated as receptor activity modifying protein 3. The record is from RefSeq and is a predicted model, not a curated record. Gene Ontology annotation, molecular function: coreceptor activity. Lineage: Eukaryota; Metazoa; Chordata; Mammalia; Rodentia; Muridae. The transcript is spliced from 3 exons. The coding region runs from base 34 to 477 and encodes 147 amino acids. Gene Ontology annotation, biological process: cellular response to hormone stimulus; intracellular protein transport; regulation of G protein-coupled receptor signaling pathway. Gene Ontology annotation, cellular component: cell surface; membrane; signaling receptor complex.